Molecule: messenger RNA, 1629 nt
Organism: Geodia barretti
Lineage: Eukaryota; Metazoa; Porifera; Demospongiae; Tetractinellida; Geodiidae
Source: the annotation of a GenBank genome assembly
AUGGGACACAUCGCCGGCUGCUACCUGGCCGCUGAUAUUUUCGCCCGCUAUCACCGCAUGAAGGGCAACGAAGUGCUGAUGGUGUCGGGUUCCGACGCGCACGGCACGCCCAUAACCAUCCGCGCCGACCAGGAAGGGGUGGAGCCGCAGGAAGUGCUUGAGCGGUACCACGAGCAGUUCCUGGACACCUGGAAACGGUUGGGAAUUUCAUUCGACCUGUUCACCUCGACGCACACGGCGAACCACCAGGAGGUGGUGCAGGACUUUUUCCUGCGAUUGAAAGAACAGGGCUACAUCUACCCCGACACGAUGCUGCUGGCCUACUGCGCCGGCUGCGAUAGGUACCUGCCCGACCGGUACGUGGAAGGCACGUGUCCGCACUGCCGGAACGAGCGAGCCCGUGGCGACCAGUGCGACAACUGUGGCCACACGCUGGACCCCAUCGAACUGGUGGAUCCGUUCUGUAGCAUCUGCAGGGACACACCCUCGUUCCGCGAUUCGGAGCACUUCUUCCUCAAGUUGUCCGCUUUCCAGGAACCGUUGCUGGACUGGGUCAAUCAGCAGCCACACUGGCGGCCGAACGUAGCCAACUCGACGCGGAGCUUCCUGCAGGGGGGCCUGAAAGACCGGGCGAUCACCCGCGACCUGACGUGGGGCGUUCCCGUGCCGCUGGAAGGGUACGAUGACAAACGCAUCUACGUGUGGUUCGAAGCGGUGAUCGGCUAUCUUUCGGCGGCCGUGGAAUGGGCCUCGCGCAGCGGACGCACGGAUGCAUGGACGGACUACUGGAAGGGCGGGAACGCGCGGGCGUAUUACUUCAUCGGCAAGGACAACAUUCCCUUCCACAGCAUCAUCUGGCCGGCGAUGCUGAUGGGGUACGGCGGUCUGAACCUCCCCUACGACGUGCCGGCCAACGAGUUCCUGAGCCUGGAGAGCCGCAAGUUUUCGACCAGCCAGAACUGGGCGAUCUGGGUGCCCGACUACCUUGACCGGUAUGACCCGGACCCGCUGCGCUACCUGCUGUCGAUCAACAUGCCGGAAACGGGAGAUACCGAUUUUACCUGGAGCGAGUUCGUGCGGAGGAACAACGACGAGCUCGUGGCGACCUACGGCAACCUGGUGAACCGGGUGCUGCGGUUCACCUACCGGAACUUCGACGGCCAAGUUCCAGUGGACGCCGCCGCUCCGGAGGACGCGGAACGCGCGCUACUACAAUCAACGCGAGACGCGAUGGCAGCCGUGGACGACAGCCUGGCCCACACGCGAUUCCGCGCCGGCGUAUCUCAAGCAUUCGGCUUGGCGCAGGAGUGCAAUCGCUACCUGGACGGGCGCGCGCCCUGGCAAGCGAUCAAGACGGACCGGGCCGAUGCCGCCCGCGCCCUCGGCACCACGAUCCAGGCGCUGAACUGCCUCAAGGUCAUGCUGGCACCGUACCUGCCGUUCAGCAGCCAGAAGCUCCACGAAUUCCUGGGUUUCGACGGCGACGUGACCAAUGAGCCGUGGAACAGCGACGCACUGAUCACGGCCAUCAAGCCCGGCGGCUUCCUGCGGAACCCGUCGAAUCUUUACGCCAAGCUGGACGACAACGUGGCCGAGCAAGAAGCCGCGGAGCUCGGCGUUUCCGUCUAA